CUUCAAACCACCACACCAAAGCAACGAUGACGCGCACGGGACACUGCCACUGCGGAGCGGUCGCCUACGAGUGGGACGACGACACCAACAACAAUGGCAUCGUCUGCUACUGCACCACCUGCCAGCGCCUUGGCUCGUCCGAGUCGUACAACCUCCAGACGGAGCAGAAGCUCGUCCGCACCACCAAGGGCACGCCGACCUCGUACGAGGACCACAACACCGACUCGGGCAAGCCCGUCACCCGCUACUUCUGCGGCACGUGCGGCUCGACGCUCUGGUCGGACCCCGCGUCGGCGCCCGGCGUGCGCUUCCUCAAGGUCGGAGGCCUCGACGACGCCAAGAACGUCAAGCUCGUCGCCGAGAUCUACGUCGACACUGCCAUCCCCCUUCUCCCUCGCCCCAAGGAGGCCAGCGGCCACAAGAAGUUCGAGGGCAUGAUGACCAAGGAGGUUUAAGUGGCGCCUUGUGCUGCCUUGGCCAGCUCUUCAGAGUGCCGGCCUAAUGCUGAGAGCGAGGAGAAAAGUAGCAGAAUGAAGAAGUUAUGCAAAUGAUGACGAAG
Vanrija pseudolonga is the source of this 559-nucleotide messenger RNA. RefSeq lists its product as uncharacterized. Gene Ontology annotation, molecular function: carbon-sulfur lyase activity. Bases 27 to 455 code for a protein of 142 amino acids. The record is from RefSeq and is a predicted model, not a curated record. The transcript has 5 exons. NCBI's taxonomy places the organism in Eukaryota, Fungi, Basidiomycota, Tremellomycetes, Trichosporonales, Trichosporonaceae.